AUGACGCUGCAGGAGUUUUCGUACCUCGAAAACCGGGUCUUUGCGCGCGCCUCGGCGCGCGCGGCUCAGCCGGCGCUUUCGAGGUUCGAGGAGCUGGGAGACGAGAUACGGGUCGAGGGGGCUCGCUUGGGGGCGCUCGAGUUCAAGGCGAAGGAGGCUUUUCUAGCGCGGAGCGGACUUAGCGGCCAGGCGUUGGAGGCCGAGGAGAUGCGGAAGGCGGGCAAGCGUGCAGCGGAGGCGGCGCGCUGGGCGAUUGCGCUUGAGAGGGAGGUGUGGGUUGACGGGGAGUGCCGGGGUGGGCGUCGUAAGGGUGAGGGCGAUUGCCGCCCUCCCCCCUUCGCCCACCUCGACGCCUUCGUGUAG
Messenger RNA from Emiliania huxleyi CCMP1516, 363 nucleotides. RefSeq lists its product as hypothetical. NCBI's taxonomy places the organism in Eukaryota, Haptophyta, Isochrysidales, Noelaerhabdaceae. The record is from RefSeq and is a predicted model, not a curated record. The transcript has 2 exons. The coding region runs from base 1 to 363 and encodes 120 amino acids.